Molecule: messenger RNA, 4930 nt
Organism: Mustela erminea (ermine)
Lineage: Eukaryota; Metazoa; Chordata; Mammalia; Carnivora; Mustelidae
Gene: ZNF567
Product: zinc finger protein 567
Exons: 7
Coding region: 1532-3661 (709 amino acids)
Biological process (GO): negative regulation of transcription by RNA polymerase II
Molecular function (GO): DNA-binding transcription repressor activity, RNA polymerase II-specific; RNA polymerase II cis-regulatory region sequence-specific DNA binding
Source: RefSeq, a predicted model, not a curated record
GGGCUUGGAUUGGCUGAGCAGUUCUACUAAUUCCACUCAUCUCGACAGCAGCCAGUGGCUUGGUGGGGGCUGGAUGGUCUAAUAUGGUCUCAGUGAAAUAUCUGGCAAUUGCUGCUGAAUGUAACCUGGGCUUCUGUCUCCAGGUGAUCUUUUGUCUUUAAUCAAGCUAGUCAUAACCUUCUGUUUGAAGUGGUCUGAGGGCAGGAAGAGGAAAAGAGCAAAAGCUGCAAGACUUCCUAAGGCUUUAUCUUGAAAGUCUUAGAACGUCACUUCUACCACGUGCUGUUAGUCAAAGUAUAUCACAGGGUCUUGCCUAACAGUAACCUACCAUUUCAGGAGAAGAACAAUUAUUCCCUUUUCUGAAAAACAGAACAGGGACCACAAAACCCCCAACCUUGAGGUUGGUUUCAGAUAUGCCCAGCAAUGUUUUCUUUUAUUCAGAACUCUUCAUUUAGAGAAGAGCACUGAAGGGGAAGGGGACAAAAAUCAUCAAACACCAGACCUUGGAGCACAGACUAGGGAAAUUGGAAGAUAUUCUUCAACACCAUACAGUCUCUUGCCAUCUAUCACACACAGAAGUAAAGGGGACAUGGGGAGUACUGCUAAUCCAUUUUAGUAUCAAAGGAAAAAGCCAGGGUCACUGACAUCCAGGGCUGAAACUUUCUCUAAGUUCACAUCAAGUUUCCUGGGGAGAGAGCUUUGGGAAGAUGUGGUUCUGAAACCAUGGACCUUGACCUCAACUCCCAAGGGUGAUCCUUUGAGGAAGGAAUCUCACUCCUAGGUUCUCCAGAUGUCUUCCUAGGACUUUGCCUAAGGGACUCUUCGAAUUCUAAAGUUCAUUCCAAAAACAGGUUUGUGCUUUUUUGCUUGUAUGUAACAUUUAUACUACCAGUCAAAUAUCUGACUCCCUUUUGGUGACCUUUUCUCUGCAGCUGGGGUGCAUGGCUCUAAAGCAGGAAGAAAAAAGGGAACGCAGGCAUACACCCCUAAGAAAGGAAAGAACCUAAAACUGACCCCUAGAUGGGCAACAUCAUCUUCACUGAUAACCCCACUGUGUUAAGCGCGAAGCUAGGCACUGGAGGUGGUUGUGCCCUGAGAAGGCAGCUCAGGCCAUGCUUCGGUGCAGCGCGACUCUAGUCAAACAGGCAUUGCAGUCUUCACAAGCAUACACACACUCUCUGUGAAGUCUUCAACAGACCCCUCAGUCCCGAUUUUAAACCCAGAACUGAAGACAUAAAGCUCUGUCAUCACACAACCAAACUCGUACCGGUCAGAGAAUUAAAAGCCUCUCCCGUCACACUAGGAAACAACUUAUGAUGUCGGUCUCAAACCCCACAGUGUCACAUGCCUCACAUCACAGUCGACUGGUCACCCACAAUGUCCUGCAUCCGAUUAGGGACACACACGCGUGUCUACACCUGUCACGGCCACAUCACCGCUCAUACUCGCACUCGGCUUCGUCACGACCACAAACGCGCGUACAGAGGCUUGAGACCCGGGCUCCACACACCCCGUCAGCACUGUGGGGGCGAUGGGCUUCCUCACCGUGAGCGACGGUUGCCACUCCGAGCGCGAUGACUUUCAGGUUACGAGUCGAUUUGUAUUUGAGACUGCAUGCGACUUUGGAGAGACGACAGUAAGGGGAACUGCCUCUUUUCCAAAGAGGAAUCCAAAGGAAGACUGGUCACAUCUUGCAGAUCUCAAAACCAUGGCUCAGAGAUCACAAGCAUCAGUGUCAUUCAAAGAUGUGACUGUGGACUUUACUCGGGAGGAGUGGCAGCACCUAGAUCCUGCUCAGAAGACUCUGUACAUGGAUGUAAUGUUGGAAAACUAUUGCCAUCUCAUCUCUGUGGGGUGUCACAUGACCAAACCUGAUGUGAUCCUCAAGUUGGAACGAGGAGAAGAGCCGUGGACAUCAUUUACAAGUCAUACCUGCUUAGAAGAAAAUUGGAAAGAGGAGGACUUUUUAGUGAAAUUCAAGGAACACCAAGAUAAGUUUUCUAGAUCAGUUGUAUUCAUCAACCACAAAAAACUGAUUAAGGAAAACAGUAAUGCAUAUGAAAAGACAUUUACUUUAAGCAAAAACCCUAUUAAUUCAAAAAAUCUACCUCCUGAAUAUGACACUCAUGGAAAAAUUUUUAAAAAUGUUUCAGAAUUAAUCAUCAGUAAUCUAAGUCCUGCAAGAAAAAGACUUAGUGAGUAUCAUGGAUAUGGGAAAUCACUCCUUAAUACUAAAGCAGAGACAGCUCAGCCUGGAGUCAAAUCCCAUAAUCAACGUGGCAGGGCUAUUAGUCAUAAUGAAGUACUUAUGCAGUACCAUAAGGUGGAAACUCCAGCACAGUCAUUUGGAUAUAAUGACUGUGAGAAAGCCUUCCUUAAAAAGGGAGGAUUAAUUACGCAUAAUAGAACUUACAGAAGGGAAAACCCAUCUGAAUAUAAUAAAAGGAGAAGAGCAACCAAUAUUGAAAAAAAACAUACAUGCACUGAAUGUGGGAAGUCCUUCUGCAGGAAGUCAGUAUUGAUUCUGCAUCAGGGAAUUCACACAGAGGAAAAACCCUAUCAGUGUCAUCAAUGUGGAAAUUCAUUUAGAAGGAAGUCUUAUCUCAUUGACCAUCAGAGAACUCACACAGGAGAAAAACCCUUUGUUUGUAACGAAUGCGGAAAGUCUUUUCGCCUAAAGACAGCCCUCACUGAUCAUCAGAGAACACAUACAGGGGAGAAAUCAUAUGAAUGUCCACAGUGUAGGAAUGCCUUCAGAUUGAAGUCACACCUCAUUCGUCAUCAGAGAACUCAUACAGGAGAGAAACCGUAUGAGUGUAAUGACUGUGGGAAGUCCUUCCGCCAGAAGACAACACUCUCUUUACAUCAGAGAAUUCAUACAGGAGAGAAACCCUAUAUUUGUAAAGAAUGUGGGAAGUCCUUUCAUCAGAAGGCAAACCUUACUGUACAUCAGAGGACUCACACAGGGGAAAAGCCCUAUAUAUGUAAUGAAUGUGGAAAAUCUUUCUCCCAGAAGACAACCCUCGCUCUUCAUGAGAAGACUCAUAAUGAGGAGAAACCCUAUAUUUGUAAUGAGUGUGGGAAGUCCUUCCGCCAGAAGACAACCCUUGUGGCACAUCAGAGAACACAUACAGGGGAAAAAUCCUAUGAAUGUCCUCACUGUGGGAAGGCCUUUAGAAUGAAGUCAUACCUCAUUGAUCAUCACAGAACUCACACUGGAGAGAAACCAUAUGAAUGUAAUGAAUGUGGGAAGUCCUUCAGUCAGAAGACAAAUCUGAAUCUACAUCAGAGAAUUCAUACAGGGGAGAAACCCUAUAUUUGUAAUGAAUGUGGGAAGUCCUUUCGCCAGAAAGCAACUCUGACUGUACAUCAGAAAAUACAUACAGGACAGAAAUCUUAUGAAUGCCCUCAGUGUGGGAAAGCCUUUAGCAGGAAGUCAUAUCUCAUUCACCAUCAAAGAACUCAUACAGGAGAGAAACCAUAUAAAUGUAAUGAAUGUGGGAAGUGCUUCCGCCAGAAGACAAAUCUCAUUGUACAUCAGAGAACUCACACAGGGGAAAAACCCUAUAUUUGUAAUGAGUGUGGUAAGUCCUUCAGUUACAAGAGAAACCUCAUUGUGCAUCAGAGAACUCACAAGGGAGAAAACAUAGAAAUGCAAUAAAUGAUGUGACUUCUUUGUAAAGCCUUCCCAAGUUAUUGUAAAACUUUAGUUUAAAAAACAGCAUGCUAAAAUAUUUUAAAAAGGUAAUUUUAAUCACAAAUGUAAUAAUAGUUAAAGUACCAACUACCUAACUACUGUUUCUAGCAUAUAUAAUGGGUAUGAUCAUUUGUUAUUAAAUUCUAUCAGAAAUGAAGCUAAAUUUUAAGUUUUCAAGUUCUGUUGACUCAGUUUAUUUUUUUAAAAAAGUACUUACAUAAUACAUGAAGACCAAGAUACAAAAUGGUCAUAAUGUCAGUUUCUAUAAAAGAAGGAAAAUAUGAAAUAUAUUUCUCCUUAUGCUCUGGAAUAAAAAACAAUUGUUACUUCCCCAAAGAUCACCAUAUACCUGGCUUAAAAUAUCAUAAAGUAGUCUUUGCAUGUCUUUAAACUUUAUGUAUUUUUUUAAUCAUGUAUCAUGAAUUUUUUUGUGUCUUGUUUCACUCAACAUUUUUAAGAUUCAUACAUUAUUGCAUGUGGCAGUAAUGUGUUCAUUUUCAUUCUGUUUACUCUUCCAUCUUACAAUAUACCACUAUCUAUCCUUUUGAUGGAUAUUUGUAUUUUUUAUAAUUUUGUGUUGUAAUAAAAAUGUUGCUUAAAUGCUAUAAAUAUUCAUUUGUGUGCAUAUUUCUUAAUCUUAUAUUAAGAUGAAUUACUCAGACCAAGGGUGUGUGUAAGUUUUUUCAGCUAUGGUAGAUAACUGCCAAAUAUCUCAGACCUUUCUUACUAUGAGAUGAUUCACUUGGAGAGUAACAGCUCUGAUUGUAAGCAAUGUGGAAAAGAUCUUUAGCAGUCAUCCAGCUAGAGAAUUAUUUUUAAAAAUCCAUAUAAUGUUUUAAUUUUAAGACUGUUAAUCAUGAAUAUAUGAGUGUAAUAAAUUUAAAAAGACUGUUUAGCUGUGGCUUAAACCUUACACAAAACCAGAGAAUUCGUAUUGGAGGGAAUCCUAUAGUUGUCAUUAUUAUAGGGAUAAUUUUAGCCAUAACUUACACCUUAUUCAACAUCAAAGAAUUCAUACCAGAGAAAGGGAAGUUAAGAAGUGACAUAGAUGAGUAAAAUUUGGGAGAGUGAGUCACUUAGACAGAACUAUGAAAUAGAUAUAUAAGUAAGCCUUUAUACCUCGAUCUCAGGAAAUGUGGGUAUCUGAAAUUCUCAAAAUCCCUGGAGGGGCACCUGAGUGGCUCAGUUGGUUAAGCCUCUGCCUUUGGCUCAGGUCUCCUCCCAAGGAGCCCC